AUGGCCGACCAUGCUCAACGAACGCGUCCGCCACCAAAUCGACGCAGAGACAAAGUUCAGCUCUCCUGCGGCCCUUGCAGACACCGCAAACUGAGGUGCGACCGACAGCACCCAUGCGGAUCCUGCUCAAGGCGUGGCGUCACCAACUCCUGCAGUUAUGCGAUCUCUUCUGCCACGCCCAAUGCUCAGCGAUCUCCGGAUACACAAGCGUCCAGCAACCUCCAUGGUAGAAUAUCUGAGCUGGAGAAUCUUGUCUUGGCUUUCAUGAACGGCCAACCAUUACCCCCUCUGCCAGUACCGGAAUCGCCGAGAGCACGGUCUCUAUCAUCCGCAGAUGGGUCUCCUGAGAUACAGAAGCCAAAUGAAACCUCAGAAGAAACUCUGUCUCCAGCAGACCCUGGUACUUUAAAUUUGUGUGAAUCUGGAAGCAGCUAUGUCCAGAGUGGCCACUGGGAGGCCAUUCUUACCAAAAUCAGAGGACUAAAGGAGGACUUGGUGACUGACAGCAUGCCCCCGCUCGGCUCACACUUGUUUUAUGGCCCAAACCGUCAUGCAAAUCGGGAUGAAAUACUGGCUGCUGUUCCUCCUCGUCCUGUUGUUGACCGUCUCAUGGCUCUUCACUUUGAUGCCUACAUUCUCAAUCCGUAUAUCAUUCAUCGCAAGAAGUUUCUCCGGGAGUACGAAGCCUUCUGGAAAGAUCCGUCAGCAACUUCAAUUGCUUGGAUUGGUCUCAUGUUCUCCAUGGUAUAUAUUGCUGCGCAGUUACAGGCAGACGCCAUAGACUUCGCAGGUGGACGAGUCGACUCCUUCAAAGCAGACCCUCUUACCAUGAAGGUUGCCUUCCGUGAGAAGGCCGUUCAGUGCCUCAUCCUGGCCAGAUAUACGACUGGAGGACCGUACAUUCUGGAAACCCUGAUAAUGAUUCUUGCUGGAGAGUGCAUACUCGUGAAAGAGAGCGCUACCGACGGCUGGCUCUUGAUAAGCAUGAUCCUUCAUCUUGCAAUGCGCAUGGGCUAUCACCGUGACCCCGACCACUUUCCCGGAAUAUCUCCAUUCGAAGGCGAGAUGCGUAGACGCAUCUGGACGACAAUCCUCUCAUUGGAUCUCGGUAUCUCCUUGGAGAGAGGUCUUCCCCGAAGUGCCACAGACAAGCACAUUGAUACCAAACAGCCCAGCAAUCUGCGCGACUGUGAUUUCGACGAGGACACGACAGAGAUGCCGUCGCCACGGCCAGAAACAGAAUGGACGCCGGUGCUACCGCUUAUCGCGAGAGGACGACUGGUUAGAGCACUUGGCUUGGUUUGCGAUGUCAUCGCCGACAUAAAUCUCCCCUCGUACGACGAGGUGGUCAAGAUCGAUACACUUCUUGAAGACGUGCACAAACGAGGUAUUCCGCCCGUGCUGCGCUGGGAAACGAUGCCACACCCCAUCACGGACAGUCCAAAUCUUGUGAUACAGCGGGUAAGUGUAGAAACGACCUACUACAAAUCACGCAUCCUUCUUCACCGGAUGGCCUUGACCAGCUGCCCGGUUCGACAGCCUCCAGAGCGGGACAGGGAGUCGGCGCGGAUUUGUUUGGACUCCGCACUCAAGAUCCUAUCAUUUCAGGCGAUGCUACACGAAGAGUCUCAGCCGUUGGGUCGCCUGUGUCAGCUUAGAUGGAAGGUCACCCACAUCUUCAACCAGGAUGUUCUCCUCGCCACGAGCGUCCUCUGCCUUUACCUUCAAGAGGUCGAUAAAUUCGAAUUGUCCGAGACUGCAGGACAGACAACGUGCUUGCCUAGGGCCGAAGAGGUGCGGCAACAACUAACAAUCUCGCAGCAGAUUUGGCUUCAAAUGAGCACAUCGUCUGCCGAAGCCGGAAAAGUAGCCAAAGCUCUGGGCAUCGUGCUUGGAAAUUUAGAAGCGUGUGCCGAGGACGGUAGUAGGCCCGCUAGUGACGACUUGCUGACGGAUUUUGAUACUAUGCCUUUAAAUGAAUUUGGCGCAACUUUCAACGCUCAAUGUGAGCAAAGCUCCCUCGGUCAGGUCUGA
This is a messenger RNA of Exophiala spinifera, 2034 nucleotides long. RefSeq lists its product as uncharacterized. The transcript is spliced from 4 exons. The coding region runs from base 1 to 2034 and encodes 677 amino acids. Gene Ontology annotation, biological process: regulation of DNA-templated transcription; DNA-templated transcription. Gene Ontology annotation, molecular function: DNA binding; DNA-binding transcription factor activity, RNA polymerase II-specific; zinc ion binding. Gene Ontology annotation, cellular component: nucleus. The record is from RefSeq and is a predicted model, not a curated record. NCBI's taxonomy places the organism in Eukaryota, Fungi, Ascomycota, Eurotiomycetes, Chaetothyriales, Herpotrichiellaceae.